This is a messenger RNA of Fomitiporia mediterranea MF3/22, 909 nucleotides long. RefSeq names its product cyclophilin. Gene Ontology annotation, molecular function: peptidyl-prolyl cis-trans isomerase activity. Bases 127 to 615 code for a protein of 162 amino acids. The record is from RefSeq and is a predicted model, not a curated record. Gene Ontology annotation, biological process: protein peptidyl-prolyl isomerization; protein folding. The transcript has 8 exons. NCBI's taxonomy places the organism in Eukaryota, Fungi, Basidiomycota, Agaricomycetes, Hymenochaetales, Hymenochaetaceae.
ACUCAGUACUCGGAGAUGACAUCCCUGAACCUACCCAGGCGUCUUCCCUUGAGGACAUUUGUUCGUCAAAAAUUAAAAGAGAUCUAUAUAAAGUGCUUCUCAGCCGCCGCAGCUGCACGUUCAGCCAUGUCAAACGUUUUCUUCGAUGUCGCUGUCAACGAAAACCCGUCAGGACGAAUCGUCUUCAAACUCUACGAUAACGUCGUUCCUAAAACGGCUCGUAACUUCCGCGAACUCGCAACGGGUCAACACGGUUACGGUUACGCUGGGAGCUCAUUCCAUCGUAUUAUCCCAGGCUUCAUGAUCCAAGGCGGUGACUUCACGCGACACAAUGGGACGGGUGGGAAGUCAAUAUAUGGUGAACGGUUCCCUGACGAGAACUUCAAACUCCGGCAUAACAAGCCAGGUCUGCUCUCCAUGGCAAAUGCAGGCCCGAACACGAACGGAUCUCAAUUCUUCAUCACGACCGUAGUAACCUCCUGGCUCGACAACCGACACGUCGUCUUCGGUGAAGUUGUCGAAGGGAUGGACGUCGUUCGACUCAUCGAGAAGCAAGGUUCGGACUCUGGUCGACCGAAAUGCAAAGUCUCCGUAACCGCUUCUGGUACCAUCUAAUAUUAAUGCUGCUCCUGCUAUAUCUAUAUAUCGCUUCCCCCCUCCCUUUCUCUCCGUUCACUCCUCCGGUCCACCUUCUCGUUGAUGUCUUUGGUGUCGCUCUACCUUACACAAUGAGAUUUUACAAGUGGAGAACCUGACAUUUUUUUAAUUGAUUGACCGUGUCGAACAAUUAGGCCUUAUCAGGCAUAGUAUUAGUUUGAAGCGUCGCACCACAUCCAUCUAUCCCAUCCAUUUCGUUCCAUCUAUCUUUCCGCAUAGAUUCAAUAAUCACAUCCCUCUCCAGACUCUUGC